Molecule: messenger RNA, 318 nt
Organism: Trypanosoma theileri
Lineage: Eukaryota; Euglenozoa; Kinetoplastea; Trypanosomatida; Trypanosomatidae
Exons: 1
Coding region: 1-318 (105 amino acids)
Source: RefSeq, a predicted model, not a curated record
AUGAAUGCGGCGGUUUGUUUUGGCAUUGCGGCAUUGUGGUUCAUGAAAAUUAAUCAAAAGCAACCCCCACCUCCGCCAAAAAAAAAGAGAAAAAAACAACAACAGUUCAGGGGAAGCGGACCGCAAUCGCCAAGCCGCCGCGCACAGGGGUCACAACGGGCCUUCCCCCACGAGGGGGCAAACGGCUCAAGAAAGAAGCGGAGAGAAUCGCCGAUGCACCCCACUUUUCUUUGUUUUUGUGGGCAAUUUCUGAAUUGUUAUUUCUGGCGGCAUAAAAUCUAUAACUUAGGGCGUUUGGCACAGGCAACCGUCGCAUAG